Molecule: messenger RNA, 1149 nt
Organism: Exophiala bonariae
Lineage: Eukaryota; Fungi; Ascomycota; Eurotiomycetes; Chaetothyriales; Herpotrichiellaceae
Exons: 2
Coding region: 1-1149 (382 amino acids)
Source: RefSeq, a predicted model, not a curated record
AUGGCCCGAACACCGGCAAAAGAAAUGCGACCGCGUGGUCCAUUCGUGAACCUUCUCACGACCGGAACCCUCAUCGCCCUCUCCGUCGUCGCCGCAUACUUGAUCCGGCUAGCUACCGUCAAAAGUGGCGUCGCCGAAGAUAUCGAGAAGAUCACGCAGACGCGUCGAUUCCUGGACCGUGACAUCGCGCUUCGAUCCGAUUACACGGGCAAUGCACUCGUCGACCAAGGCAUCGGUACGCUCAUUGCGGCGUUCAUGGGCGGGCCAGCUGGCUGGGACCUAGGAUUCCAGGUACAGAUGGCGUAUUUCCUCGUGUCGUUCUUCUCAGUCAUUUCCAUCUGGACGGUGGAGUCGGUGAGGAAACGGAAUGAGAAUGCUUGGAUAAGCUACACGAGCGUGUGGGCGUUGUUCUACCAGACAGUCGGAGGUGCGAUAAUUAUCCCACUCUACUAUAUCGCCUACUUCAACAAAUCCGUUCCCUCAACAUAUUGGAACACAUCUGGAAGACCAGUACCGCUUGGCUAUGCGAAAGCACUUCUACCAGCACUGGUGAUCGGAUAUCUAGUCCCAACGAUUGCGCUGUUCCUGCCAGAUUCGGACCCGGAGCAGAAAUUGCGGCAGUUCUUGGUCUUUUUGUGGCAGCCUUGCCCGCUGUACGUCAACGGGCUCCUUUCCUUACUCUCGAGAAUAUUCUCUUCUUCCAGUGACAACCCACGAGCUGUCGAGAAGAAAGGCACCACCACAACAAUUCAGGACGUGAAUUACCUCAACUCGCUCUACCUCGUGGCCUUCGCCGUAACGGCCGCCGCGCAUUUCGCGACGUUCUACAUCAUCCUCACAUCCACAGAUCCGCAGCACUCGUUCACUCACGUUUUCGUCAAGCCCUAUGAUUGGGGCCAGUCCGGGGUCACGAAGGGCCUGCACGCCGUAUUUCAAGCCGACUACUGGAUCAUCUUCCUCGCGUCGCUGCUUUGGGCUUACCUGGCGAUCUUUGAUUUGAAGCGUGGUCGCAAGACCAAUAUUUCACUGGUCACCGCCGCAGGGCUACUUGUUAUCGGUAGCAUUGUCGUUGGGCCUGCUGCGGUGCUUGCGGCUGUGUGGUAUUGGAGGGAGAAUGUCAUGGUGAAGCCUGAUUUGUACACGGGUUGA